This is a messenger RNA of Miscanthus lutarioriparius, 1380 nucleotides long. Lineage: Eukaryota; Viridiplantae; Streptophyta; Magnoliopsida; Poales; Poaceae. The record is from the annotation of a GenBank genome assembly.
AUGGACACGCGCAUCGGCGGCCGGAUCACCAAGGGCAUCAGCGGCGGGCAGCGGAAGCGGCUCAGCAUCUGCAUCGAGAUACUCACGCGGCCGCGCCUGCUCUUCCUCGACGAGCCCACCAGCGGCAUCGACAGCGCCGCCUCCUACCACGUCAUGAGCCACAUCGCGCGCGUCGCCGCCCGCGACGGCAUGACGGUCGUCGCCGCCGUGCACCAGCCCAGCGGCGACGUCUUCGAGCUCUUCCACGGCCUCUGCCUGCUCGCCACCGGGAAGGCGAUCUUCUUUGAACCAUCUCUGAUGCCACCGAGCUCGUUCCUUGCAUGCAUGCAGUUCUUCACUCUGAACGGCUUUCCAUGUCCACACCUGAGAAGCCCGUCAGAUCACUUCCUGAGAACAAUCAACAAAGACUUUGAUGAGGAGGGCGCUUCAUUUAGGAGGAGAGAACAAGCAAGUUUUACCACAAAGCUCCUUGUGCUCACAAGGAGAUCGUUGUUGAAUAUGCUCAGGGACAUAGGAUAUUACUGGAUGCGUUUGGCCGUCUAUAUGGGCACUGGCGCAUGUCUUGGCACUAUCUUCUACCAAGUUGGCUAUAGCUACAGCUACACUUCUAUCCAGGAUCGAUGUGAAGUAAUAAUGUAUACAACAGCACUUUUAACUUUUAUGGCCAUUGGAGGAUUUCCGUCUUUCGUAGAGGACGUUAAGUCUGCGCACAUUUUUAAUACCACCAUUUUCACCCUUGGGUCAGGUCUUCAGAAAGGAGAGGCUGAGUGGCCACUACGGCGUCUCAGAAUUUGUGAUCUCAAACACCCUCUCAGCUACUCCAUACCUGUCAUUGCUGUAUUACCGCAAGCAAUGUUAUACUACCUUACUGGACUAACAAAAGGCAUAGAUCACUUCACCUAUUUCGUCAUUGUCCUUGGCAUAUGUUCCAUUCUAGUGGAGAGCAUUAUGAUGAUUAUCGCUGCUAUUGUUCCGGACUUCCUAAUGGGAAUCAUCAUUGGAGCUGGAGUUCAAGGGGUGAUGAUGCUCAAUGGCGGCUUCUUCCGCCUUCCAAGUGAGCUCCCAAAGCCAGUAUGGAAGUAUCCCUGCUACUACAUCUCCUUCCACAAGUAUGCGGUGCAAGGAUUAUACAAGAAUGAGUUCAUGGGACUGUCGUUCCCAAGUGAUCAGCUCAUUGAGUCUAAUGUCACCAUCAGUGGCAUUCAAGUCCUCAAGUAUAAGUUGGAGGUGGAGAUGGGGUACUCGAAAUGGGUAAACCUUGCUAUCCUUUGUGGAAUGACGGUGAUAUACAGGAUGAUAUUCUUCAUCAUCGUCAAGAUUACUGAGGAAAUUCGACAAAAAAUGGGAGGCAAACGAGGAUGUGUUAGAUUUUCUAGAUAA